Messenger RNA from Hemicordylus capensis (graceful crag lizard), 1904 nucleotides. RefSeq names its product tripartite motif containing 13 (gene TRIM13). Bases 348 to 1571 code for a protein of 407 amino acids. Gene Ontology annotation, biological process: positive regulation of macroautophagy; positive regulation of canonical NF-kappaB signal transduction; innate immune response. Gene Ontology annotation, molecular function: ubiquitin protein ligase activity; zinc ion binding. The record is from RefSeq and is a predicted model, not a curated record. The transcript has 2 exons. Lineage: Eukaryota; Metazoa; Chordata; Lepidosauria; Squamata; Cordylidae.
GGUUUGGUUCUCCAGUUGCCCGCCAUAAAUAUCUCGGGUUGCAGCAAAGAGGAAUCUCACUCUGUUGCCCUUCGGCAUCCCUCCACCCCGCGCGCGCAAGCCAGUUGUGCUGCAUUCACUGCCACACAGAGACGAUGGGAGAGGGCUAAAACCUUGUCACGGUAAAAGGGGGUGUGUGUGUUUGUGAUCACACCGGCACCCGAGUGUGACGCUGGCCUUCCCAUCCCUCUGAUCUCCAUCGGGCAGCGUGGGAGCGGGAGAAGGCAGGACGUGGCUGCUUGCAAGUGUGGAAGUAGCAUCAGGGCAGGUCUGCGUUCAGCCGAGCGCUGGGCUGGCUUCAGACGGCAAUGGAGCUCCUUGAAGAAGAUCUUACCUGUCCCAUUUGUUGUAGUUUGUUUGACGAUCCACGAGCACUACCCUGUUCACAUAACUUCUGUAAAAAAUGUUUGGAAGGGAUCCUAGAGGGAAAUGCCCGGAACAUGAUUUGGAGACAGCCUCUUUUUAAAUGCCCCACCUGUCGGAAGGAAACUACUGUUACAGGGGUCAACAACCUCCAAGUCAACUAUUCUCUAAAAGGUAUUGUGGAGAAGUAUAAUAAGAUUAAGGUAACAACAAAAAUUCCUUUGUGUAAAGUACACAGUGGUCAACCCCUUAACAUUUUCUGCCAGACAGACACUCAUUUGAUAUGUGGUAUCUGUGCAACUCGAGGAGACCAUAUAAAGCAUGUGUUUUGUUCUGUUGAAGAUGCUUACCUUCAGGAAAAACUUGCAUUUGAGACCUUGUUCAAGGGAUUUGAAACAUGGCGUUGCGAGGAUGUACUUUCUCGACUAGACAUUCUAGAAAGCAGCAAACGGAAGGCUCUCCAGAUUCUGACAAAGGACUAUGACAAAGUAAAAGAGUUUUUUGAGAAACUGCAGUAUGCACUGGAGCAAAAAAAGAAUGAAAUACUUUCAGACUUUGAGACGAUGAAGCUUGCAGUUAUGCAGGCAUAUGACCCAGAAAUCAAUAAACUGAACACUAUUGUACGAGAGCAACAAAUGGCUUUUAACAUUGCAGAAGCCUUUAAGGAUGUGUCUGAACCAAUUAUAUUUUUGCAACAGAUGCAAGAGUUCCGAGAGAAAAUAAAAGUGAUAAAGGAAACCAGAUUGCCUUGUCCCACAGUAGAUAUUAACUCCACAAUGAAAGACUUUGAUACUAGUCAGUGGGAGCAAUUUAAGCUUGCAGAUGUGGACAAGCUUUCUUUACCUCAGGAGAAAAGCACUUAUAAUUGGGCCAUUCCUUCACCUUUUUCAUACAAGUUUAUCAUGGCGAUUUUGUUUUGCUUGUUUAUCCUUGCUACUACCCAGGUAUCCAUUAUAGACUCUCUAGCUGACACUCUCCAGCACUGCAAAACCUUUAUCUCUGAAUAUGGCUCAGGAUAUCUGACAGAUACAGCAGAGAUGGCAGGUCAUGCUGUCUUCUAUUGGGAGAAAAUUACUGAUAGUGCUUCAGUUCUAAGUGAAAAAUGUGUAAACUAUACACUUGUGAUGUUGGAUAAUGUUGCUCAAUUUGUGUGCAAAUAUAAACUUUAGUACUACCAGUGUGUAAGAAAUGUGUAAUCAAAAACUGGUUGCUUGAGAAUCUUUAAAAAUAAGUACACUAAACCCUAGUAAACAUUUGGUGGAUUUUUGAAAUGAGCUUGCUCUUCAAGUACUGAUGCUGUUUUCUGUGGUUCAGGCAUUGAUAUGUUGAAAUAUUUUGCACAUUCUGAUUCUGAAAGUGAUUGACCUUUUUAAAAGUGAAAUUAACAUGUCAUUUUUUAACUGUCUAUCUUGCUUUUCCCAAGUGAAGACACUAGUUGUAUGUAUAAUAGUAAUAUGUAAAAAUGUCUUUUUUCCAUAAAAUGCAAUAAACAAUUGAAUGAA